AUUUACGUAAAAUGAUAGAUAUUUUAGUCUCGCAUAAUCGUAUACACUCGUACAUUCAUUCAUUUACGCUAGUGUUUCGUGGCAAGAAGAUCAAAUUCUGCUGUUGUGAGUUUUGUAGCUCCUAUUUGUACUGUGUCUUGAAAUAAUCUGGAUACCUAACCAGAAAAUUUGAAAGAAAAACGAAAACCAGUCAAGGAAAAUAACCACACCGAGCUGAAAGACAUGCAUUCCAAAUCGUAUCUUCAUUUCACCAUUUUUAUGGGGUUCCUGAGCAUCGCAGUUCACGGAUUCCUUGAGGAUAGUUCCGACACACCUUCCACGAGUGAACCAAUUAUGUCCAUUGCUCUUCCUAAAAACAUAUCUGAUUCCCUAUCAAAACCUUUCUUCGAGUGGAUUGAACAGAUAAGGGUAGCACAAGUUCAAUUGGAAAUCGAGACGAGAGAUUUGGAAAAACGAGACAUUGAAUUGAGUCUGAAAGAAAAAGAGGUUGAAAAACAAAAAAAUGGAAUAAAAAGCCAAGAGGAGCUACUCAAGCAAAAGGAAGAAUACAUCAAUAAAACAGGAGCGGAACUCAGAAAUAAAGAAGAAAAUAUUGAAUCGAGAGAAACUCAGGUUCAGACAAAAGAACAAAGCGUUGAUCAGAAAGAAAAAGAAAUUAAAAUCAAAUUGAUAUCCAUCAAAGAACAAGAAGAACAAAUUAAACAGAAGGAAGAAAAUCUAAAUGCGACACAAAUGGAAAUAAGAAACCAGCAGCAACGUUUGAAAACUCUGGAAGAGGAGUACAAACGAAAAGAAACUGCUAUAGAAUUCCAAAAGUUUGAAAUAGCUAAACAAGUACAACUAGUUGAACAAAAAGAAGAAAGUGUCAAUGAAACUAAAUUGUUGAUGAAAGUUUCAGAAGCUAUCUUACAGCAAAGGGAAGAAACCUUGAAAAAUAGAGAAAUUGAAAUUUUGGCAGAAAAAGAUCGUAUUAAAAAAUGGAGUGAAAUUGUGAAUCAACAAUUUGAAAUGAUCAAACAACAAGCAGAAACUCUCAAUAAAAUCAACUCCCAAAUAAAACUUGGAGAGGCAGAAGUGAGACAAAAGGAAGAUAUAAUCAAUAAAAAAGAAAUCGAAGUGAAAAACAAUGAAGAACUUUUAAGAAAACAAAAACAACAAUUGAAUCAAAAUGUACAGAAUAAAUUAGAAAAAUUAGAAACUGACAUAAGGACGCAGAUGCAGAAAGUCCAAUAGAACGAAGAAGUACUUAGUCACAAACAUAGAACAAAAAUUGAAGCAAAAUUCAAAUGUCACGAAUGAAACAAAAAUUCUGUACUGAAAAUUUAUCUAGAAAAAAAUGUGUUUUAAGAUUUGUUUCAUACCUAUUUAGUUAUAUUAUCUAUGUAAACUAAAUCUUGUUAGCAUUCUAAGAAAAAGUAAAAAAUAUUUUAAAAA
Planococcus citri (citrus mealybug) is the source of this 1434-nucleotide messenger RNA. RefSeq names its product golgin subfamily A member 6-like protein 25. NCBI's taxonomy places the organism in Eukaryota, Metazoa, Arthropoda, Insecta, Hemiptera, Pseudococcidae. The record is from RefSeq and is a predicted model, not a curated record. The transcript has 2 exons. The coding region runs from base 223 to 1233 and encodes 336 amino acids.